Messenger RNA from Aegilops tauschii subsp. strangulata, 889 nucleotides. RefSeq names its product anaphase-promoting complex subunit 10-like. NCBI's taxonomy places the organism in Eukaryota, Viridiplantae, Streptophyta, Magnoliopsida, Poales, Poaceae. Gene Ontology annotation, biological process: anaphase-promoting complex-dependent catabolic process; protein K11-linked ubiquitination. Gene Ontology annotation, cellular component: anaphase-promoting complex. The record is from RefSeq and is a predicted model, not a curated record.
GCAGAGAGAGAGAGAGAUCGGAGGGGAUCGCGCGCCGAGGUGGUAAGUAGAUCGGCCGGAGAGGAGGGAGAAGGAAGAUGAUACUCGCCGUGCUCUUCGCCAACUCCGAAGGCAACAUCCGCAUCGAGAAGAUGAUACCCUCCUACUCCCAACCACUCACACCACAUCGAGAGGCCUGGAGCGUCAGCUCCUGCAAGCCCCGCAACAGCGUCGCCUCCCUCCGCGAUGACAGCCUCGACACCUACUGGCAGUCGGACGGCGCGCAGCCGCACCUGGUCAACAUCCAGUUCCAGAAGAAGGUGCAGCUGCAGCUUGUUGUGCUGUACGUGGAUUUCAAGCUGGACGAGAGCUACACGCCCAGCAAGAUCUCCAUCCGGGCUGGCGACGGCUUCCACAAUCUCAAGGAAAUUAAAACGGUGGACCUUUUGAAGCCAGUAGGAUGGGUUCAUAUAUCAUUAUCUGGCGCUGAUCCCCGGUAUGGAUUUUGUAACUUAAACCCUGUGAUGCCUUUGUUUUCCUUCCUCUAGCACUGAAACUUCAGAAUGUAGCUCACCUUACCAUCUGAUGGCAUACUAUGCAUCUAUGUUUACAACUCCCGUAAUAAUUAAAUUCCAUUUCAACAUGUUGGAUGGCACUAGUUUUCAGCACACUGCCUGUGCAGGCCACUGCUUGCAUAAAUUUCAUGGUUUACUAUGUUACUAUUGUUGUUUUGCUAGUAGCUGAAUUUUCCUUAGAUUUUGAUAAACUUAGAUACUAUGUCAAAGUGCAAGAAUAUCUGACGCUGCAGCUAAUUCAUUUCAGUCUUAUAAUAACCCACUAGCUUUCAGUUUGACAUAUAAUUUGCCCACUACAAAAAUGUGAGGAAUUCAGAACUAAUUUAAGAAUGAUA